Nannospalax galili (Upper Galilee mountains blind mole rat) is the source of this 3504-nucleotide messenger RNA. It is a transcript of the gene Mkks, whose product is annotated as McKusick-Kaufman syndrome. The coding region runs from base 918 to 2630 and encodes 570 amino acids. Lineage: Eukaryota; Metazoa; Chordata; Mammalia; Rodentia; Spalacidae. Gene Ontology annotation, cellular component: kinociliary basal body; cytoplasm; nucleus. The record is from RefSeq and is a predicted model, not a curated record. The transcript has 6 exons. Gene Ontology annotation, molecular function: ATP binding. Gene Ontology annotation, biological process: cilium assembly; protein folding; developmental process.
ACAAGGUAGCAAAGUCUGCGCUCUUUUGAUAUAUAACUGCUAUGCUUUUAAGUUUCAGCGGUUUACCAAAACCCUGACUGCCCCGCCCCUGACGUUUCCGGUGGGCGGCAGCUUUCGUUAGCUGAGGGUCCACGCCAACCCGGAUGGGCUGACUGCGGAGCUGCGCAUGUGCCGGCCUGCCUCGUCUUCGGACCCGCGGCGAGUGGUUCGGUCCCUGGGUGCUGCUGAGGCGGCCCGGCCGCCAAGUGAGUGGCUGGUGGGCAGGUGAGAACACCGGAGUCGCAGGUGUUCUGAUGUCCAUAGAACAUGAGCCUUCAGAAUGUCUGGAGAGACUACAAAGUUCUGAUAGUUAUGGUUCCUGUGAUUGGGCUCAUACAUUUGGGGUGGCACCAAAUCAGAAGCAGCCCAGUCUUCCAGAUACCUAAUAAGGACAACAUCUCGGAACCAGAGAAUCUGGCACUUGCAAGUCCACCAAAGAGUCAAAUCCAUGAGAAGUAGCAGACUUGUAGUUAUCAGAAAGAAGCAACUUUGAAUGUGAGCUUGAUACUGAAAGAAGAAUGAAGAGCCCCAGUUGGAUUAGAAAGAACUGGCUUCUUGUGGCUGGGGUUACUUUCAUAGGCAUCCAUUUUGGAACAUACUUCCUACAAAGAGCUGCAAAAGAGUCUGUGAAGUCUCAGUCCAGAGACAAACCGAAGAUGUUACAGAAUGAAGUAAAAUGAAUACUUGGAAUUUCUAGCAUGUUAUUAAAUUAUUUUAUGCUGAUUAUUGUCAGAAACUCCGACUUGAUUUUGUGGCUGUACUGCUGCAUAUGCAGAUUUCGUUCCUGAAGGACAUAUUUUAAUGUUAAAACAGAUGACAACACAAUAAAAAGAAAAAAUAUGGUUAACAAAAGCUUCGUAAGUCACACCUAAAGCAAGAUGUCUCGUUUAGAAGCUAAGAAGCCAUCAUUGUGUAACAGUGAGCCACUGACAAGUGAGCUAGUCAGGGGCACACUUUCUGUCUUGAAAGGAAUUGUAGUCUCAUGUUAUGGCCCUGCAGGGAGGUUGAAGCAGUUGCAUAGCGGCCUAGGAGGGUGUGUGUGUACCACCUCACAGUCCUCCGCCCUGCUUCGAAACCUCUCAGUCAGCCAUCCCAUAUUAAAGGUCCUGACAACAUCUGUGCAGAAUCACGUGUCCUGCUUCAGUGACUGCGGCCUAUUCACAGCCAUUCUUUGCUGCAACCUGAUUGAAAAUGUUCAGAGAACAGGUUUGACACCCUCCAUUGUCAUUAAAUUAAACAAUUACCUGUUGAGUCUCUGCACAAAUUAUCUCAAAUCUGACACCUGUGGUUGUCGACUCCCAGUCGACCUCAGUAGUACCCACAUCUUCCUUUGCUUGGUACACAGUGUUCUAACAAGCAAACCUGCCUGCAUGCUCAGCAAAAAGGAAAUAGAUCACAUCAGUGCUUUGAUUCUGAAGGCUUUUUUGCUUACAAUUCCAGAAAGCACUGAAGACCAUGUCAUUUUAGGAAAGACUAUAAUUGUGCCCUUAAAGGGUCAAAGAGUUAUAGAUUCUACUGUAUUACCUGGACUACUCAUUGAAAUGCCAGAAGUUCAACUAAGGAGGUUAUUACCUGUCCAAAAGUCAAGCACCCUCAAGGUGGCACUCUUUUGUGUGUCUUUAUCCGGAGAUUUUUCUGACUGUGGAGAAGGAACUGUGAUUGUCAGUUCCCAGGUGUCCCUUGAAAAUGCAGUUCUGGACCAGUUGCUUAAUCUAGGUAGGCAGCUAGUCAGUGACCACGUAGAUCUUGUCCUGUGCCAAAAAGUUAUACAUCCAUCUUUUAAGCAGUUCCUCAGUGCCCAUCACAUUAUCGCCAUCGACAGAGUUGGAGUAACUCUAAUGGAACCUCUGAGCAAAGUGACAGGAACAACGCCUAUCGGUUCACUAGGCUCAAUAUGUCCUACUAGUUACGGAAGUGUGAAAGAUUUGUGCCCUGCAAGAUUUGGCUCCAAAAGUUUUUUUCAUCUUAUUCCUAAUGAAGCAACCGUCUGCAGCUUGCUUCUCUGCAACAGAAAUGACACUGCCUGGGAGGAGCUGAAGCUCACCUGUCAAACAGCAUUGCACGUCUUGCAGUUCACAAUCAAGGAGCCAUGGGUUUUAUUGGGAGGGGGCUGCACUGAAACACAUUUGGCUGCGUAUAUCAGACACAGGGUUCAUAAUGGAACAGAAGACAUUGUCAGAGGUGGGGAGUGUUCUCAAACAGAGCUUCGGCUACUUGCUGAAGCAUUUUGCCGUGCUCUGGAGUCUGUUGCUACUUCUUUGGAACAUGAUGGAGGUGAAAUCCUCACUGACAUGAAGCAUGGACACUUUUGGUCAGCUCCAGCACAUCCUCCCUCUGUCCUUAACUGGCCAGAGUUGUUGUCACGAUGUGGCUGUGGUUUACACAACAGCCAGGAAGAGCUCAGCUGGUCUGUCUUAAGAAGCACAUGUCAUCCUUUUGCACCACAAACUUGCCUUCCCCAAGCACCUGUGGGCUCAGCCAGCAACCUGACCGUGGACUGUUGGACUGCCAAGCUUAGUGGCCUGCGGGUGGCUGUAGAGACAGCCAAUUUGAUUUUAGAUCUUUCAUUUGUCAUUGAAGAUAGAAACUAAAACAGGAGAAUGCUAUAUUUACACUAUAAACAAAUAGUCUGAGUGCCUAAGAAAGUUGGUCAGCAUAUUGUUCACUCUCAAAGGCCUGUUCUACUUACUGAACAGAUAACAAAAUUAUAGAUAUAUUUACUUAAGGAAAGGUAUGAUUUUUUUGUUUUGUUUUGUUUUUUUGAGACAGGGUCUCCCUGUAGCCCCAGCUGGCCUGGAACUCACUGUGUACACUAUGUAGACCAGGCUGGCCCAGAGAUCCACCUGCCUCUGCCUCUCAAGUGCUGGGAUUAAAGGUAUGUGCCACCACACCUGGCCAGAGAGAUAUGAUUCUUGAAUAAAAAUUUAUAGACUAAUAAAAAUUAUAUGCAUUGCAUCAAAGAUCCUAGAGUUAUCCUAGGAAGUCCACAGUGAACACUAUUUUCUAAAUUUUUUACUGAUUUUUGUUUUAAAUUUAUUUGUUCUCUCAGACUAUAUUGUAUUAAUUACUGGUUCAGCAAUCAAUGUAGAACCCAGUUUGUCAGUAUCACAGUUCCACACUGUUAUUUUUAUUGUUACUACAUAUUGUUUUGUGAGGGCUGAGGCUCACAUGCCCACAGUGCCUGAGUGGAAGGCAGAGAACAACCCUCAGAAGUCCAUGCUGUCCUUCCACAUGUAAGUCCUGGGGAUCGGAUCAGGUUGUCAGGCUUGGUGGCAAUUGCUGUCCGCUGAAUUCAGUUCCUAGCACCCACACAGUGGCUCGCAACCACUUGUAACAUCUUCUGCUUGCCUCCAUGGGCAUUGCACUCGUGCAUACACACACACACACACACACAUAAUUUUUUAAAAAAAGAGUAUAGGGAUUGGAGCUGCAGAGAUGGCUGACAGUUAACAGCACUGGCUGCUC